Peromyscus maniculatus bairdii (prairie deer mouse) is the source of this 1644-nucleotide messenger RNA. RefSeq names its product nudE neurodevelopment protein 1 like 1 (gene Ndel1). Lineage: Eukaryota; Metazoa; Chordata; Mammalia; Rodentia; Cricetidae. The record is from RefSeq and is a predicted model, not a curated record. Gene Ontology annotation, molecular function: microtubule binding. Gene Ontology annotation, biological process: mitotic centrosome separation; establishment of mitotic spindle orientation; chromosome segregation. Gene Ontology annotation, cellular component: kinesin complex; kinetochore; centrosome.
CGUGCGUCACAGAAUGGCCUCCGACACCCUGGGAGCCCCUGACGUGUCGGGGAGGAGCCCGGUGCGGGGGUACGCGGAGUGGAGCUCAGGGCUGCGGAAGGGAGCCGAGCUGAACGGCUGGGCGGGCCUGGCCAGGCCAGCGGAGCGGAGACGUCGGCCGAGCGGCGGCGAACAUGCGCUUUUGACACGUUGGCGGCUUUCUUGACCAUGGAUGGUGAAGAUAUACCAGAUUUUUCAAGUUUAAAGGAAGAAACUGCUUAUUGGAAGGAACUUUCCUUGAAGUAUAAGCAAAGCUUCCAGGAAGCUCGGGAUGAGCUAGUUGAAUUCCAGGAAGGAAGCAGAGAAUUAGAAGCAGAGUUGGAGGCACAGUUAGUACAGGCUGAGCAGAGAAACAGAGACCUGCAAGCUGAUAACCAAAGACUGAAAUACGAAGUGGAGGCACUAAAGGAGAAACUGGAGCAUCAGUAUGCACAGAGCUACAAGCAGGUCUCAGUGUUAGAAGAUGACUUGAGUCAGACCCGGGCCAUUAAGGAGCAACUGCACAAGUAUGUGAGAGAGCUGGAGCAGGCCAAUGAUGACCUGGAGCGAGCAAAAAGGGCAACAAUAGUGUCACUGGAAGACUUUGAACAAAGGCUAAAUCAGGCCAUUGAGCGAAAUGCAUUUUUAGAAAGUGAACUUGAUGAAAAGGAAUCUUUGUUGGUCUCAGUACAAAGGCUAAAGGAUGAAGCAAGAGAUUUAAGGCAAGAGCUAGCAGUCCGGGAACGACAACAGGAAGUGACCCGAAAAUCUGCUCCCAGCUCUCCGACUCUGGACUGUGAGAAGAUGGAUUCUGCUGUCCAAGCUUCACUCUCCUUGCCUGCAACACCUGUUGGGAAAGGAACAGAAAACAGUUUUCCUUCACCAAAAGCUAUACCAAAUGGUUUUGGAACCAGUCCGCUAACUCCUUCCGCUAGGAUAUCAGCACUGAACAUCGUGGGGGAUCUCUUGCGGAAAGUAGGGGCUUUAGAAUCCAAAUUAGCAGCUUGCAGGAACUUUGCAAAAGACCAGGCAUCCCGAAAACCCUAUAUCCCGGGGAGCGUUAACUGUGGGGUGACGAACAGCAAUGGCCCUGAGUGCCCAAGGUCAGGGCGGGCCACCUUCUUCCAUAAAGGGCAAGAAAAAGUCAUAUUUCCCACGUUGUUCAUGGGGCGGUAAAUGGCUUCGAUCCAGCUCCUCCUCCUCCUGGGCUGGGCUCCUCACGGCCAUCAUCAGCACCGGGUAUGCUGCCUCUCAGUGUGUGAGUGCCCGGCCUCCAGGUGGGGCCCCUGCUCUCCUCCAGCAGCCCAGGACACCUACGCCUCGUCCCUCGGUCCCUGGGUCCAGCCCUGUGCCCCUGUCUGCCUCUCCACCGCCGGCAGAGGGCAGGCUGCAUGCAGUGGUGGCUGCUGGGCCCUGCCCAGCCCCAGGACUCUGCGCGAUAUCAAUACUGGCUAUUUUCUCUUCUCGCCGUAGUGCCGUUGGUUUCACAUGAUUGCACUUUUGUGGGUCACAAGUGAUACAUACGUGUAUUACUCGAUCACUGGAUGUGGAAGUACCCGUUCAUCACAUCUGCCUCAUAGCCCCCAUUUUGCUGUGCUGAUAGGAUUUAGUUAUGUUUAGGACAUU